AAAAAAACUCUCAUGGUUCAAACCCACAAUAUAAAAGCCAGUCAGACUAAGAAUACCCACAAACCACAAGUGGUCCAACAGUGAGGGACGCUAACACAAGGAGGCUGAACAGAAAGGAAAGCAAGGCAGUCGCUUUUGAGCCCCGUACUGUGAGCGGAUAUUGAUCUUCUCCACUGAAACUUCCAGCCACUAAUGAGCGUGACCAACUCUUCUGCUUAUCGAUCGGAGCGCAGUUUCCACCAGACGUCCUCCUCUUCCUCCUCUUCUUCUUCCUCCUCCUCCUCAUCCAACCCCUACAUGGAGAAGAGCCGGGGACUCUUCGCUGAGGACUUUGGGUCUUUCAUGUGCCCAAAUGAUGCUUUGGGAUUUCCAAGUCGGACUGGCACACCUGGCAACAUCAAAACGCUGGGUGACACCUACCAGUUCACAGUAGAUGUUUGUGACUUCUCUCCAGAGGAUGUCAUUGUGACCACCUCUAACAACCAGAUUGAAGUUCGUGCAGAAAAGCUUGCUACAGAUGGCACAGUGAUGAACACCUUCACCCAUAAAUGCCAGCUACCAGAAGACGUGGACCCCACCUCUGUAACGUCCUCUCUGGGGGCUGACGGGACACUCACCAUCAAAGCGCGAAGACAUCCAGCUAAACUUGAACAUGCACAAACCUUCCGCACUGAAAUUAAAAUCUAGCCCUCCUUCUUUAUAUCUUUCAGCUUAGCGUUGUUCUUGUGAUCUUGAAUCUUAUCAUUGUUGGAAUGCUUUACACUCUUAAAAAUAAAGGCUAAGUGGUUCUUGGCUUAGACAUACAGUUCUAGGGAAAAAAAAAGUUCUGAUAUAGAACAGGGCUGUUCAACGUGAGGCCUGUGGGCCACAUUUGGCAUGUAAAGAUGUUUGAUUUGGCCUGCCAGAAGGUCACCCUGACUCCCUGACCCCCUCACCUUUUUAUUUUAAGCUGCACUCUGUACAAUGUUUUCAUUAAAAUGAAAAAAACUAGCACUACAAAGUUAGGAAUAUAAAAACAUGCUAAAAUAUGAUGUCAGUGCGCUGCUGCUAGUCACCACAUAAAGCCUGAAAUAAUAAUUUCGAAGUCAGAGGCGUUUGCGGGAGUUUUUUGGACCACAUCAAAUGUUUUUACGUAUUAAUGUCACACACAGGCUCAAAAAGAAUGUUAAAGUUUCAAAUGCAAACAUUACACUGAUGAAGAUCCGCACAAUCGAUAAUUCGCUUACAUCCUUCAUUCACCAAGUUUUGCCCGAGUUCUCUUUCAGUUUUCUUUUAUUGCACUCAUAAUCGUCAGAUUCAUCCACACGAGGAAGGAGUCCGAUGCACAAUGUUGCAAAAUGUUCUUCCGCAUGUAAUGUGCAAUUCCACAUUUCCACCAGAGAGGUCUUCAAAUCCCCAAAACCUACAUAUUUUAGCCUAUUUUUUUUCCAAAUACUUUUAUAACAUGCAGUUACUACCAGGUUUAUUUAGAGUGUUAAAACAGGCAAAACACCAAACACAUAAAAUAAAAUUUAAAAAAUCUAUAUCUGUUGUAAAUCUUCUUAAUACCACAGUUGUCACUAAUUGCAUUUCAGAUGUAACAUCACACACAUAGCUACCAGUUAUGGGUUAAUGACAGAAAUAGACAAUGAUCAUAGCAAGCAUUGGCACAUGGGCAAGAGGCAAUUAAGAAGGGAACACUGAAAUAAUUUAUUUUCAGGGAAUUUAAAGACAAUACAUUGUGCUUCAUAUGUAAGGGAACAUACAUAUUUAAAUUUAUUUAUGCAUUAUUUUAAAAAAUACACUUGUCCACAUUUUCCACAUACACUGAUGAUGUGUAUAAGGCUAUGUGUAUAAUUAGCCAUCAGCCCAGCACUAACAUUACACCUUGGCCCCGGUAAACAGGUUUGGGCACUGCUGGUAUAGAACCAUUACAUUCUGUGACAUGUCUUUUAAACUUCAUAAUGGUUCUCCAGACCGAAACGUCUCAUUCACAACAAUGUUUCUUCAAAGAAUCACCCACUGAGAGGUUCCCUAUGGAAUCAAAAGUGGUUCUUCAAAAUCAACCUUUGUUUUUAAGAGUGUGCUCUCUCCAUCAUUCAUUUUUUCAUUUCACACUAAUAUUUCAAAUCCAGUGUUAACCAAAUUGCAACCAUAAAGCUAGAAAUACAUUAACACAUAAAUUUUUGAAAUAAAAUUAGCUGAUUGUUGAAAUGAUACAAACAUUUACCCACACCAAUAAGAACAUUUCUGACAACAAUGUCAAAUGCAUCGAUUACAUAUCAGAUUUUCUAGGAUGUAAUUGUAAAGACUACACAAGGCUGUGUGUGAAUAAAUGUAUAUAUAAGCUGUUGUGUUGUGCUGCAGUUAUCCUACAUGAACGCACUGCUGUUUUGUGUUUUGAAUAAAUGGAGUCACCAUG
This is a messenger RNA of Colossoma macropomum (tambaqui), 2401 nucleotides long. It is a transcript of the gene hspb7, whose product is annotated as heat shock protein family, member 7 (cardiovascular). Gene Ontology annotation, cellular component: nucleus; cytoplasm. The record is from RefSeq and is a predicted model, not a curated record. Bases 193 to 687 code for a protein of 164 amino acids. The transcript has 4 exons. NCBI's taxonomy places the organism in Eukaryota, Metazoa, Chordata, Actinopteri, Characiformes, Serrasalmidae. Gene Ontology annotation, biological process: heart development.